ACUGACACACACACGCGGGGAUUGCGAGUAGGGAUGAGGUGUGGAUAGUGUGGGUGACUGUGGGUGAGCGGUGGUGGUGGAGUGUGCGGUGGUAAUGGGCGAGUGACCCGGACGCGUUUGGUCAUGACGCACUGAGAGUGGGGUGAGGCACUCGCACGCUCGACGACAGCUCGGCCCAGCCACGGAGAGAUCAACUCUCUCGGCCAGCGCCAUAUAUUGUGAAAACACCAACUACACACACAACAUACAUAAUCAACAAUACAACGCACAGCGCGACACACACACAGCGCAAUACACACGUGUAACACACCUGCACAUCUAACACUAUUACGACAGGCGUGCUCUGAGGCCCAGUGUGCUCUGUCACAGGCGCGCCUGAACACUACAUACACUCUAAACACGCGUUAAACAUACACACCAUACACCAAACAGGCGUUAAUCACGUCAGAAACAACACGCACACCACGCGUACACACGGCGCUCAACACACGCGUCGCGCCUGCCUCCUCGCUCCCAGGCAGCGAGGCCUUGGCGCGCGAGCCUCCUCACCUCGCCCACGCCCUGCACAGUACUCGCACACAAGCCGACUAAAACACACACUAAAACACACUAAACACACAUUAAACACGGAUACAGAUUAAAAACACGCACCUACCAAAUACAGUAUACACGGGAUUCAAUACCUUGAUUAGCACGGUUGGUUACGUACGGUGCGAAAUAAGUUACAUUUACGUAUUGCACACAUUACAUACAUUAAAUAUAUUCCACGUUAACCAUUACGCAAAAAAUAAGCACACGAGAACCACUCUCUACAUCCAAGUAGGUAGGUAGGUGCAUUCAAGACGCAGACACGCAGAAGCCGAAGACUGGCGAGCAGCUGCCGCCCCCGGCCCGGGUCGCCAGCCAUGGACGGGGGGCCCGGCAGUAGCGGCAGCGGCGGCAGCGGCAGCAGCAGCGUGCCGGCCUUCCUGAGCAAGCUCUGGACGCUGGUGGAGGACCCCGAUACAAACGAGCUCAUCUGCUGGAGCCCGAAUGGACUCAGCUUCCAUGUGUUCGACCAGGGUCACUUUGCCAAAGAGGUGCUGCCCAAGUACUUCAAGCAUAACAACAUGGCCAGCUUUGUGAGACAACUCAAUAUGUAUGGAUUUCGCAAAGUGGUCAACAUUGAGCAGGGAGGGCUAUUGAAGCCGGAAAAGGAUGAGACGGAGUUCCAGCACCCAUACUUCAUCCGAGGCCAAGAGAAUCUGCUGGAGCACAUCAAGCGGAAGGUCUCAGCAGUGAAGCCUGAGGAUAUGCGUGUGCAGCAGGGAGACAUGGGCAGGAUCAUAAGUGAUGUCCAGCAGAUUCGCGGGAGGCAAGAGAAUAUGGACAACCGACUCAACACCAUGAAAAUGGAGAAUGAGGCUCUCUGGAGAGAAGUUGCCUCUCUGCGCCAGAAGCAUGCGCAACAGCAGAAGGUGGUUAAUAAGCUGAUCCAAUUCCUCGUUUCCCUGGUGCAGUCAAAUCGAGUCAUCGGGGUCAAGCGGAAGCUGCCUUUGAUGCUCAACGACAGCAGCUCGUCGCACUCGCUGCCCAAGUACGGCCGUCCCCUCUCCAUCGAGCCGCUCGAUGACUACACUGUAACAACUUCAUCUGGUAACGGAUUUGGUGACAAGACCCUCGCGUCGAGUGGGCCCAUCAUCUCGGACAUCACGGACAUGUCUCACAGCAGCCCCUCAGCUGGCGGCUCCGACUACGAGGAGUAUACACCGGUCAUCAUUAAGGAGGAGCCCCACAGCCCAAACCUGGUGCUAGGCCCUGACGACUUGCUGCCCUUGGAGCCGCAGGAUGAGGUCGCCGAGAUUCCGCUGGGCUCCGCCGAGGCGGUGUGCAGCGGCCUGCUGUCCCCGUCGUCCCUCAUCGACACCAUCUUGGAAGAAGACAGCGGUGGUGACGGCGGCGAUGAUGGCUGCGGUGACGGCAAGCCGGUCACCUUGCCCCUUCCAGAGCAAGUGCUCCCGCCGGCCAAUCCAAACGCUGCCACCGAUGAGAAGUGUCUCAGCGUCGCCUGCUUGGACAGUGCCGUGCAAGCCCAGCUGCUUCAUGAUGCCAGUAGGGUCAUGUCCUCUGGUCAAUCCUCUCCCUCCUCCUUUUACACAGGGGGGGAGUUCUCCGACCACCUGGAGACGAUCGACGCGAGCCUGGACAACCUGCAGGCGCUGCUGUCAAGCCAGCAGCUGAGCUACGAGUCCCUCACUCUGCACGACCUCUUCAGUUCUUCCCACCAUGACCUGGGGCUUCCGGAUUUCUAUGGCAACCUCACCUCGGAGCUCCUGAACAGCCCAGAGCAGAGGAUACUAGAGCCCGACGUCUCUGACUCCAGGAAGCAGGUGGUGCAGUAUGUGAGCUCCCCUCUCAUCCUGCCGGAUCCAGACCUCGGGCCACCGGGCCAAGGUGACCUCAGUCCAUCUGACCUCUUUGAUCUGGCCUCUGAUUGCAAUUACUUCCUGCUCGGCAAAGAGGCAUCCCCCAGUGCACCGGGGUCUCCCACGCCCAACGCGUCGACGACAGCGAUGGCUGCGACUGCUGCUGCCACAGCUCCGACCACCUCCCCAAGCCAGGUUCCCGACCCCGCGCUGUCCUAGCCCUGCCUGCCGCUCAGCUGUUUUAAACUACAUGCGAACAAUGUGGUGGAGGGCUUUACAAAAAAAUGCUGUUUUUGUACAUGAAGUAGAUGUCAGUGCUGCUGCACGUUCCUGGCCACGCUGGCAGUCGGGCAGUGUGUGUGUGCGCGUUAAUAAAAAUGUUUUUGGAAUGUAAUAGCCGACAUUCAUUGCUGACGUUAAAUCCUGCAUUUAUAACAAAUGCUUCCUCGUGGACACUUGCGAAGUAAAAAAAAAAAGCGUUUUAAUGUUUAUUUGAAGACUAAAGAUAAUAUUUUGUUCCACAAGAAAGAGAAUAGGAUAUUUUGUCUCUGUUCUGCCAUUCUGCCAUAUUUAGCGAGUGGAAUGGAGCAUGGGAAUUCAUGGGGUCUGAGCAAUUUCAGCUGCAAUUGCUGGUGGCAGGGUUUCUAAUUGCUAUUUUACAGAUCAUUUGCAGAGCAACGACCGAGUCGCCCUCUUAUCCUCUUGCCAUAGUGACAUGUCGCUAGUCCCAGUUGUGAAAAACAUUGUCCCAGAAGUUUUGAAGAAAUUAACACAGAUGGGAGAGGAGCAAUGUCAUUGCUGUGAUGAGGGCUGCAGGCUUUUGCAGGUGGUUCACUGCUUCACACAGCAUCACUCGGAGGAAUGUUCUUGACGUUAUUGAGAUGAGCGAGCAUAGACUUCAGCGCAGCCUCGUGUAUUUUAGUGGGUCAGAGCCCAUCAAGAUGUCGGUUGCAGAUGGACGCUUGUGAUUUCUUUUGUAGUCGCAGGUAAUUUUCAUACAGUACAAUGUCGCAUAUCCGACUCAUGUAUCCGCCCUGACCAAUUAACUGCCCCCCCCACCUAGUUUAGGGAAAAUGUCAUCUGCCUUGUCUGCAGUAUCUGCAACGGCUCGAGAAUUUGGCCCAGUGACAUCUGUGCUCAUGUAGCCAUGGGUUAACGUGGCUCAAACACAGAGAUCCUUGACAAAGAGAAGCAGGGAUGACUUGGUUCGGAGUUGAGGCCAUUCCAUGUAAGCUGCUGUUCAUGGAGUACCUUUGGUCUUAUAUUUAUUUUAAUACUUUGUUUGGAGGUUUCUUGUAUAUUAUAAACUGCGUAGUAAUGUAAAGUACUGUAUUUUCAUUAACUUUUAAUAAACGUCCAUUGUUUAAAGCAGAUUGUGCUUUACCUGUGUCUAAUAAUCUAGUAUAUUUGGUAUUUGCUCUCCAUCCUUAUAGUCGAGGCUAUCACUAAGGAAAGCACUGCUAAGUUCAGUCUGCAGUAGUUUCACUGUAGGGGGCGAUGUUUCUACGUGUAAUCCCAAUUCAGUACUUUGCGGCUAAAUACAAAAAUUUGGCAAAUUUGGAACAUGGCGCCGGCGAUGGCCUCGUAUUGAAUGACGUCAGACGAUCCUUAAACAUCCACCGUGAACCAAGUGUUAUGCAUUUUAUGGUUAAUGCACCCCGAGUAAUGAACAGGGCUGCCGCUUGAUUUGAACCACGAAUCUCUGCAACAAGCGGUAAACGCACUCCCGCUGGGCCGCAUCACUGCCCCGUGUGCACGGUAUAACCAUCGUUUUCUAUCGCCGUUAACUCGUCUUAUCUAUUCACAUUUCUACCAAGGCCUCGGUUUCCAGAGUUUCGGAUAUGCGACUUUAUGCUGUGUUUAGGUUUUGGGCUAUAACGCCGCACAGAGGAAAAUGUGUAAUGGAAAAAAUGUAUUUGAGCAGCAAAGCCACAAAUACAGACGUUUAGAUGGAAUUGAUGGCAAAAGUUUGGCUCUUGGAGGGUAAACACAUCGGCAUGCGUGUGAGCCACACGCUGACUCAGCCCUGUGCUUGCACUUCACGAUGCUGUGGCCUGUUGACGAGUGUAGUUGCUUGUUCUUCUACUCUCCUCAACUCGAAUCCUAAACACCUGGGUCUUCUGCAAAGAAAGGCCUACUCAAGAGGAUAAGUAGAAACCCAUUGCCUUUGGUUACUUCUCAUUCAUAUAAUAACUUAGACUCGUUACAUGCACAGUAUUCGCGCGCUCUUAAAGACAGAAGGACUUGGAUGCGUGAGGAGGAACCACAGACGAGUGGAAAGGCAACGUGGUGAGCCGCCACUAUCAUUAGUUGCUCAAUCUCUUGGGUCUUCUAUAAAAUGUUUUUAACCAGUGGAGUGUUUGUACAGUGGGAGGAAACUGGAUCACCCGGAGAAACCCACGUGUGCAAGGCGGUUGGGGGGAAGGCAACAAUGUUCCGUACAGAUGGAAACAGAUGAAGAUUAAUCCGCUUGCUGUACUGCAUUCUGGCAAGCCAGGCAAUGACAACCUCGACGCCCGUACUUUAAAGUGCAAUUGCUCUCCGCAACAUCGGCAUGCGACUGGUUUCACAACUCACAAGUGGACGAGGGUAGAUCUUUUUACUGUAUCUUUGAGCUACAUUUAUUUGUUGCAGUGUUAAUCAUUAGGAAAUGGGAUUUUAAAAAAAAAUAACUGAAUGUUUUUGUGUUUUGGUUUUUUUUUUCCAAUUCUAGAGUUGCAGUGAUGCAUUUUGGUGACGUGAGUAGCAUUUGUAGUUCCCUGUACUUGCAGCAGGCCCAAUGUACAGAAAUGCCUUCAAGGCAACUGGAUAAAGUGUUAGAGUUAUGCAGUAACCAAGUGUUAAGCGUAAAGUUGCAAUGGAUGACGUUUCUAGUAUAAUUGCUUUUGAUUGAAAGUACACUUGAAAAGUUUAACCAAUAGUAAUAUAGCUGUGCCAAUCCAAAAUAUGUAUACAAAUAAUACUAUACUUUUCUAUAUUAAUUUACUUGAAUUGCGCAUUUUAUAUAUAUAUCUCAAGUGUGACUCCGCAAUAUGGCCACGCAGGGGGGCGGCUCGGGUUCUUUGCAUGCGGAGCUCACUCUCUUGCGCAGUAAUUACAUCGUUAAGCGCUCUCGUAUCCUCAGGCCUCACAUGCGACCGCCACUGGAGAAUUCAAUUUCGGUGAAGCAAAAGCGCAGUAAUUUGACUUGCUUACCCAGCAAAGCCUCACAGUCGCAUAACUCUUUCAGGAGGGUCCUGCAAAGUUUUCGCAGUAUGGGACAAUGUUGCUGCUGUGUGUAGUCUCAAUUCAGUAAUUUUCAUAUACUUUCCAGCAUUGUUAUGUUUACAUUGUUUUAACGAUGGGAGGAAACCGAAGAACUUGGAGGAAUUUUGAUUUAAAGCUUUUGUGACUGCAGUAAUUCAUAUUCUUAGCUCUUUCCAUAAAGUCACGUUGAAGGGAAACAAUAAAAUAAUAAAAUAUAUAUUUUAUUAUUUUAUUUUUCCCUUCGACUUGGAGGAAACCCAUGCAGAUCUCAGUGAGAACAUACCAAGUCCACACAGCACCCAAGUUAGAAAUUGAACCUAGGUCCUUUUUGCCAUGAGCCACGAGUGUUACCACUGCACCACCCUCCAUGAAUGCCAAUUGAAAUAUAAGGAAGAAAUAUUAGUCAAUUAUGCGAUUGUGACGUUUCCGUGGGCUUUAUAUUACAACUUAAACAGUUGGAUGAUGUGUUGUUUUGACUUGUAAAAUCAGUAAUCUUGGAUUCAAUUCUAGAUUUGAAGCUUUCUUGACUGCAAGGAUCCAUACUCUUUGGUUCUAUUCGGUAAAGUCACGUGAUUUUUGUUGUUUUAUUUUUUACCUACGUGACUUUACCGAAUAGAACCAAAGAGUAUGAAUCUUGGAUUCAUUCAGUCAAGACGACAGUUUAGAGUGAAAAUCACACACUACCAGCCACUGCUGCUUAGCGCAGAAUUCUCGUCCAAUAGGAUGCGCCACUUGUGCCGCAUAACGAUUGUUAUUUUACCCCAUGUACAGUACAUGGACUGUCAUUUCGUCAGUCCAGUGUCAGAAGAGGGCCUUGCCAUGCAUUGCAGGUGAGGGUUAAAUUACCAUACCUCGCUUUGCUGGUCAUCACAGGCUGGCAAAGGUAGGUGAGCAUUGAAGAGCAUUAUUACAAAUACAUUUGGUACCCUCUACUGCUAAUCUUUGUAGCCCCAUAACCUAUAACAAUCUUUUUGAUUUAAAGCUUUUGUGACUGCAGGGAUUCAUAUUCUUGGUUCUUUCGGUAAAGUCACGUAGAAGGGAAACAAUAAAAUAAUAAAAAUAUAAAACAAUAAAAUUCUCACUAUAACAAUCUGUUGUGCAUGGUGGUUGUCCAUCCAACAACUAUCCAGGCUCAUAUCUCCUUAGCUUCUGAGAUCUGGCAAGAACGAGCCGGGCACAUUCUCGGCGAUUUGGCCACGAGCUUUUGUAACUCGUAUCAUCUGAGUCUCUAACUGUCCUGUACGUGUAAGCAAAAAUAUUUUUAAAAUAUUUGUAACGACAUGACUUAGUGUCGGCUAAAACGGAGCUUUAGGGAAUUCGGUCAUUGCUUGCAGCCCUCGUGUGUGAGGUGUGUACAAACAAAUGGUGUAAAACUCGCCUCGCUCUUUAACUGCAGGGCAUGAGACUUGUACAUUGAUGCAAGAUGAGAUAAUGGAAUGAGCAGUGGGAAUUUACAACUUCACACAGGUUUUCACAGCCAAUGUUUAGCUCUGGGUGUGUGAGGGUCCAAUAGGCAAGUAGGGUGGACACAAGAAAAAGCAUGCCCUUUGGUGCUUUCGGUAAAGUCACGUAGAUAGAAAAAUAAUAGAUCACGACGUUUUGAUCGCAACUCAGGCAAUCAUCAAGAAAAAGCGUUUUGUCUCAUUUAAAAUAAAAGAGCA
Messenger RNA from Petromyzon marinus (sea lamprey), 7312 nucleotides. It is a transcript of the gene HSF1, whose product is annotated as heat shock transcription factor 1. The record is from RefSeq and is a predicted model, not a curated record. Gene Ontology annotation, molecular function: DNA-binding transcription factor activity; sequence-specific DNA binding. Gene Ontology annotation, biological process: regulation of DNA-templated transcription. Lineage: Eukaryota; Metazoa; Chordata; Hyperoartia; Petromyzontiformes; Petromyzontidae.